CUUGGAUCACAGUGCAGCUUCCGGAAUGCUUUUAUGUUGAAAGGCAUUCACCGGAUGUCCUUUGCGACGUCUUAUCGCGACCAUUGACGGACUGGUGACUGACAACAGGUGAACGAGAGUUCAGAGAGCGAACAGAGCGAAGCAUCACGACACGGCGGCGGCGGCGCGUGGAUCUGGGCUGACGGAGGGAACAGGAACGACACGAAAAAUCCCGCUUUAGUUGGAAGAGGAUGAUGGUACGCCCCGCGGUGCUUUUGUUUCCUCUGAGAGGAGAACUUCAAUCGCUUGCACGCCGCGUCCUCAUUGGCCUCCUGAGUGUUUCAUGAGGGCGUCGACUGAUUGGUCCGUCGUUCCACUUGGAAGACCGGCUCGGCCAAUCGGCGUCUGUCUGGGCAGCAGUUGUGUCUCCACUGCAGCACUUUUUCUGCAUCAGUCAGGACGGCGCUCUGCGACGGAAGGAACUAAAGCUGACACAGGGAAUCUGCACAAGUGAACUCCAUCAUGGAGGUGCCCAGGAGGCUGCAGCCUUCCUCCUACACUCUGGCUCUCCCAAAACAAUCCUCGAUGGCUCCCCUUGUCACUUUACAGAAUGUCACUAAGAGAGAUUCCUUCCCGGAGGAUGGACCCGCGGAGGAGAGCGUCUUUGGAGAGGAGACGUUGGGUACAGAGGACGAUGUUUCCGAUGUUUCUGCGUCUGUCGGAGCGUCUGCCGAGACCUCGGAACUUGGCGAUUCGAGGUCCAUACUUUCCUCGCAGGACAGUUUCUCAGAGGAUUGCCCUGUUUCAGAGGAGCGGUUGGCAGAGGAGGCUGAAGAGGCCAAGAAGAAAGCUGAAGAGGAGGAGGCAGCGGCGAAGGAGAGAGCCGCCCAGCGACAGCUGAUGGCCCUGGAGGAACUGGUGCAGUCUGAGAGGAAUUAUCUGCGAAUGCUGCAAGUUAGCACGGUAACCAUCAGGAGCAGCCUGCAGAAAAUACAGCCUCCUCUACCGAACCUGGACAGCAUGUUUCUCUACAUCGAGGAGGUGAUCGACGUGUCCACGCGGCUCCUCAGCUUGCUGGACCAGAAGCAGGUUCGGCCGGGAGAUCCUCUCUUCCUGGAGACGCUCUGUUCUUCCUUCCUCAGCUUGUCUUCAGACAUCGAGGCGGCGUAUAAAGAAUACCUGGCCAACUACAACAACGUGACGGUGGUGGAGAACAGCUACAAACAGAGGGAGGCGCUGUGGAACGAGCUCGUCAAGGUCAUCAAAGACGCGGCGCCUGAAGUCAACGCCACGUCCCUGAGCUUCUUCCUGGUGAUGCCAGUGCAGCGGAUCGCCCGCUACCCCCUCCUCCUGCAGACCAUUCAGAAACACACGGACGCCGCUCACCCGGCGUACGCUCUCCUGGAGCGCACCGCUCACACCUCCAUCGCCUUGAACUGUCGCAUCAACGAGUACAAGCGCUUCAGAGAAGUCGCCGACAAAUACAAGAAGACGGAAUCGUUAACCAUCAUCGACAAGAUCAACCGCCUCAGCACCCACAGCAUCGCCAAGAAGACGGCGAGACUCGGCCAGCAACUCAAACACGAGACCGGAAUCGUGCCCAAGCUGGUCGAUGAGGAGUUUGACGCGCUCGAGGGCUUCUUCUACGUUCUGGAACACGGCAUCCUGCAGCUCCUGGACAACGUGGAGACGUACCUGCACCACCUACAGGCGUUCCUGACCUGCAAAACAGAGGAGUUUGACUUUGAUAUGGACGGAGAGAAAGCGCCCAUUUGCUACAAGGAGAUCACGACAGCACUGAGACAGUGGAUACUUCCGACUUUUGAGAAGAGGAUGAGGACGUUGAUCCACAAGCCCCUGUGUGACCUCCGCGACCUCCUGGUGGGCCCGAGGAACCUGAUCAAGAAGAGGCUGGACAAGCUGCUGGACUAUGAACUCCUCGAGUCCAAAUCUAACCUGAGCUACGAGGAGCAGGCCGUGGCCAACACGUACAGGACAAUCAACACGUUGCUCCUCAAAGAACUUCCUCAGUUUAACGGUGUAGCUCUGCAGAUGAUCUGGAGAAUGUUGGGCACGUUCACUUGUCUUCACAAAGACCUCACGUCCGACAUGGAGCAACUCUUCCAGAGCUUUGCACAACAGCUGCCUCACAGCUCUCUCAGCCCCGGUGUAUUCUGGGAGUGGGCGGAGACCGCGGUGUUGGAAGGCGCGAGGAGGCUGGACACUCUGGGUCGAAGUGUGCAGGACACACUCAACGUGCCGGCCGUCCAGCCUCUGAGUCCGUCGUCCCAGCAGCGUCUUCAGCAGCUCAUGCACAAACACGGCUCUGGAAAGAUCUACCAGGUGGUCGGUGCGGUGGUGGGAAGCCGAGACCUGGACCUGAACCUGGUCAGGGGGGAGCUGGUGGCCAUCGUCAGUGAGAUGGACAGUCGAGGAGACAAGAGGAGGUGGCUCGUCGAUGCCGGCGGCAGGCGAGGCUACGUUCCUGCCUCGAAGCUCGUUCGCUACCAUCAGCCAUCAGAGGACCCGCCCCCUUCGCCACACCUGACCUUGCCAGAGAGCAUGAUGGGAGUCAGAAGACACUCGUACACCCCAGAGAGCCGGCCACUGAAUGUCAGGAGCCAGCCGUGCUUCCAGGUGUUGGCAGCCUACGACUUCUCGGCCAGAGGGAACCACGAGGUGUCCAUCCGGGCCGGCGAGCCGGUCCGCGUCCUGGAGAGUCACGACAAGCGAGGGAACGCCGAGUGGAGCCUGGUGGAGGUGAGGGGCGGGCAGAGAGGCUACGUGCCCUCCAACUACCUCAUAGUAUCGCCGCUGAGGAUGUGAGCCGACGGCUGUGACGCUACUUCCCGAAAAGAAGGAAGUAAAGAAGGAAGUAAGGGUCAGGUGUCGAAGCUGCUUCUCAAACUCAAAGCCUGUAUAGCUUUUUUUUACUUAUUUAGAUUUCAUCUAAAAGGCCAAAUCUUGCUUUUGAUGUUUACAAAUGGACGUUUUUUCUCUCCGUGCCUUUUCCUGCUCCCACCCUAAGAUUAACACCGCUUUUACUUUUACCCAAGUUUUCCAUUCCAGUUUUGCAUGUGCGGUUUGGACUAGAGAUCGACUGUUGGGCUGAUUGUUGGGGCCGAAAAUUUGCAAUUCUUUUUUCAAAUUAGGGUUGUAAUAUAUCCAAACAUAUCGUAAUAUAUCCAAACAAGUCAUAAAAGCUAAUCUUAAUACACCAAUGAUAACCCACUGUUAUUUGUGGGGUGCAAAUGGACUUCGUGUGUGUUCUGCAGAAGUGAUGAAAUUUACGAGGUUUCAUGAAUGCUUCUCGAAGCCACUCCUUUUACGAUAGCAUAAUAGCAUUUUUCCUAGAAAUGCCCAUCCCCAUUUUAAGUCAACAUUAAUUGUGAUUUAUUAAUCAGCCUAUUAUGCAUUUUUUUAUUCUCAGAAACCUGAUCAAUGUUGCUUAGUCACUACUAUUUUUUUGUAUUUUUAAUGACGUUUUCCAUGUAUAAUUUAGUUAAUACAUUAUUUCUUACUGUAUAUAAUUGCAUAGAACUGUAGAUUUGAGAAACAGACCAACAAGUUACUGUAGAUAGAUUUUAUUUGUUAUCAUUAAAGCCUGAUAUUUGAUCAAAAAGUGGGGGAAAAUAGCCUAGCUUAACUAUAUGAGCCAAAAAAAUCUGCAUCAGUUAUCGGCCGUCGACCUCUAGUUUGGACGAUCUCAAAAUCUCAACAGUGAAAGUGUGUGACGUUGUUUUUACCGCUUGAGCACGGACGAUAAAACCGUGGCAGAACAAUCUGAAAAAAAGGACGAGCUUUCAAAUAUAGCAACAGUGUUUUUCUUAUUUUCCCUGGAAACAGAAUCUAAACCAGCAGAUUAGUGAGCGUGUUAUUGCUGGAAAUAAAGAAAACCUGAAUAAAUAUGAAGGAUGAUGCAUCACCAUGUCCUGCUCAUGGACACCAGGACGAGACGACGCGUCUCUGCUGACGGAGCCGAAAACUCAACCCGGCGUCUCAAAGGCUGAAGGACGAUGUUAAAAGUUGCACUGUAAAACUUUACUGGACAAUUUUGUCAAAGUGACGGGAAGCGACUUUCCAAGGCUGAGUCGUGAAGAGAGACACGUUUGGACACUAAGACCCGACGGGACACUACUGAACUGAAGAAAGACGUGUGUAUGAGUGUGUGUGUGUGUGUGCGUGUGAGAAUGUACCUCCUCUUCCUCACCUGACGUAGACAAGUCAUGUGACAAGAAGAGAUCAAUCAAAUGAGGGCUUCUCAAUCAAAUGAUCAUUGACAUUGUCCACAAACCAAAAUGAUCCAGUUUUAAUCAUUUCUUUGUUACAUGGACC
This is a messenger RNA of Solea senegalensis (Senegalese sole), 4314 nucleotides long. RefSeq names its product Rho guanine nucleotide exchange factor (GEF) 37 (gene arhgef37). The transcript has 16 exons. Gene Ontology annotation, molecular function: guanyl-nucleotide exchange factor activity; protein binding. The record is from RefSeq and is a predicted model, not a curated record. Bases 502 to 2805 code for a protein of 767 amino acids. NCBI's taxonomy places the organism in Eukaryota, Metazoa, Chordata, Actinopteri, Pleuronectiformes, Soleidae.